Messenger RNA from Colletotrichum karsti, 1776 nucleotides. Its product is annotated as GTPase-activating protein gyp1. Bases 1 to 1776 code for a protein of 591 amino acids. Gene Ontology annotation, molecular function: GTPase activator activity. NCBI's taxonomy places the organism in Eukaryota, Fungi, Ascomycota, Sordariomycetes, Glomerellales, Glomerellaceae. The transcript has 7 exons. Gene Ontology annotation, cellular component: Golgi apparatus. The record is from RefSeq and is a predicted model, not a curated record. Gene Ontology annotation, biological process: activation of GTPase activity.
AUGUUCUCCUCUUCAGGGAGUGGAAAGAAGCCCGCGCAACAGCAGGAGAUGGUUCAAGUCGAUCGCUCAGAUUCUGCAUCACCGUUUUGGAAACCGCCGCCCCCACGCGAGAACACGCCGAAAAGGACAGGUCGCGACUCCAGCCUGGUUGUUGGAGCCGCAUACUCUCAUGCUGACAUUCUGAAAUUUGAUUCUUUAAACCUGUCGAAUUCCUCCUCGAGACCGAAAACUCCCCCGUCUUCGCACUCGGCGAAGGGCCGACCUAGCGAUGCCUCUCCACCAACUUCGAGGCCCGCGUCGGGACUGUCCUCGCCGCCGAUCAAGAGCUACAUAAACUUCCUGUCCAACACAAACGACGACUGGAAGGCGGACGAGGACGAUAUGAUGGGUUAUGAGGAUGAUGAUGGCGACGACUUCGGCCUGCCUAGUCUGUCCAACAUGAAGAGGCGGACGCGAAAAAUGGCGGCGCAGAAUAAGACCGAUUCGAACGGAGGUCUGUCGCCAAUGGGCGACUCCUUUGGACUCGGACUUCACACGAGAAGAUACUCAAACAGUGCGGAUAUCGCCAUUGAGAGACCCGCGCCGACCUACCCCAUGCCUAAGAAAAGCGAGGGGAAGAUUUUAAGACCCCAAUACAAAGAAAUAUUGAGAGAUCCUGCAAACGCGCUACACUUGAUCGACCACCCCGCCGUCCCCGCAAAUGCGACGCCCAAAGAGGUUGACGCAGCCAAUUCUAGGAUAACCCGGAUCAACAAAUUCAAGAAGCUUCUGCAGGCAUCAACAAUACCUCUGCAGGAUCUUCGACAACUGGCUUGGUCCGGCGUGCCUCAGGAGGUCCGCGCCAUGACAUGGCAACUUCUACUAAGUUACUUGCCGACUAAUAGCGAAAGAAGAGUCACGACCCUGGAAAGGAAACGAAAAGAGUACCUAGAUGGUGUGCGACAGGCCUUUGAACGGGGCGGCUCCAGCACCGCGCCGACAGGCAAGGCAAGAGGACUGGACGAGGCAAUCUGGCAUCAGAUCAGCAUCGAUGUUCCGCGGACGAACCCUCAUAUCGAGCUUUACUCAUACGAGGCGACUCAGCGUUCUUUGGAGCGCAUCUUGUAUCUUUGGGCCGUCCGGCAUCCAGCCAGUGGCUACGUACAGGGCAUCAAUGACCUUGUGACGCCAUUCUGGCAGGUGUUCCUGAGCGUUUAUGUCGCCGACUCGGACAUAGAAUCCGGUAUGGAUCCGGGCCAACUGCCGAAGUCUGUUCUUGACGCGGUGGAGGCGGACUCGUUCUGGUGCCUCACGAAACUCCUCGAUGGCAUUCAAGACCAUUACAUCGUAGCGCAGCCGGGUAUUCAGAGGCAAGUCACAGCUCUUCGCGACCUAACGGCGCGAAUCGAUGCGAGCUUGGCAAAGCAUCUCGAAAAUGAGCAUGUUGAAUUCAUCCAAUUCAGUUUUCGAUGGAUGAACUGCCUCUUGAUGAGAGAGAUCAGUGUACGGAAUACGAUCAGAAUGUGGGACACAUAUUUGGCGGAGGAGCAGGGUUUCUCGGAGUUCCAUCUCUACGUCUGCGCGGCCUUCCUAGUCAAGUGGUCGGACAAGUUGAUCAAGAUGGACUUCCAGGAGAUAAUGAUGUUUUUGCAGAGCUUGCCGACAAAGUCAUGGACUGAAAAGGACAUUGAACUGCUGUUGAGCGAAGCGUUCAUUUGGCAGAGUCUUUUCAAGGGUUCAUCGGCGCAUCUCAGAGGGCAGCCCGGCCGCACGCCUUCGGCGAAUAUGCAGCUAUAG